Messenger RNA from Stylonychia lemnae, 2106 nucleotides. The record is from the annotation of a GenBank genome assembly. Lineage: Eukaryota; Ciliophora; Spirotrichea; Sporadotrichida; Oxytrichidae.
AUGGAUUCUAAAUUUACUCUCAGAAUAAAAGACCCUUAGAUUAGACUACAGUACUAGAUUGAAAGAGACUUGGAUAUAAGAUUCAUGUGCAAGGUGACAUACUUUAUUAGAAUAUUCUUCGCUAUGCAAUAACAUAUAAAUGGCCUUUAACAUUCUGCAAGUAUCAAAGUAUUGUCAUUGUUCCGCUAUUCAUUUGCUAAUUACUCAUCAUAAACUAACGAUCUAGUCAAUAAGAAAUCAUCGGCAAUAUAAGUUCUCUAGUUCUGCACAUUAUUCAAGGUUUGCUAUUUAGCUAUAACUGGUUGCAUUGCUACUGGUACUUUACUUCUCAUUUAUACCUGCUACUUCCAUGAACUCAGACUUAAGUAGAGCUUUAUUUAGCUUCGUUAGAUUUAAUUAAUGAAUGAAGAUAUGAGAAAGCUGUUAGACAAUCUUCCCGAGGGUAUCGUACUCUUUGAUCCAGAAACUAAAAAGAUUACCUUGGUAAAUUAAGAGUACAAAAGACUUUUUAGUUUAUCUGGAGAUGAAUAUAAUAAUGAUCCUAAUCUUCUUCUGACUAAGUAUUCGUUGACUGAUAAGAAGGAUCAAUUUAAAAUCAUGGAGAAAAUGAAAAUUAUUGCUUUCAAAUAAUCAAUUAAAAGAGUGAUGAAGAUUACCAGCUUUUCUAACCUGAUGAACCUUAGGGUAGUAGUAGUAACCAAAUAGUUAGUCUUAGCUAUAAAAUAUGAGAAACUCAAAAUUGAAAACCAUUUUUAUGAAAUGCUUACGGCUACAGUUUCUCAUGAUAUGAGAACUCCUCUCAACAUUAUUGGAGGGUUGCUUAAUAAUCUAGAUGAAUUUAUAACUAAAGAAACUGGGAAAAGAUUUUUAAGGAUAAUAAAGAAUUCUUCUAAAUUCAUGUGUUUCCUGGUCAAUGAUCUUCUUGAUUUGUUCCAAAUAAAAAAUGGAAAGUUCAACAAGAAUUUAGCAUGGGUAGAUUUAAAAUCAUCAAUCUUGGAAUUGAUAGAUAUAUUCAGCAUCGGCUCUAACGAAAAAGGGAUCUAAGUCAUUUGUGAAUUUGAUUCUAAUUUUCCUCAAGAACUUUAUCUCGAUGAUCAAAGAAUCAAGCAGGUGCUACUUAAUCUCCUCUAGAAUUCAUUAAAAUUUACCUAUGAGGGAUAAAUCAAAGUUGAAGCAAAAUACGAUUAUAGAUAAAGCAAAUUAGAGAUAAGUGUAUCUGAUACUGGUAUCGGUAUAAAGCCAGAGGAUAGAAAUAAGCUAUUCACUUUAUUUGGAAAAUUAGAAGCAACAGCUGAAAUUAAUACCAGUGGGGUAGGUCUUGGCUUAAGUAUAUGUAAAAAAAUAAUAUCAAUGUUUGAGGGUUAAAUAAUUUUGGACAAGGAUUAUAGCUAAGGGUGUCGGUUUAUCUUCUCUAUUGAGGCUCCAACUACUUAAAAAUAAAAAAAGCAAAUUAAAAACGAUUAAAUUCAAUAAGACAGUUUAUUCUAAAGUAACCUAAAGCUCCGCUACUUGAAUACUGAAAUCGAGGAAAGAAAUAUCUCCUUACAUCAAGGAAAUUUAGAAUUUCAGUCAUUAAUUACAUAGUCUAUCUACCUUGAGGAUAUAAAAGUGCCAAUUUCUGAUGAACCGAUAUUUAUGACAGAUCAAAUGAGAGGUCAAUGCUCUUGUGAAAGGUUAUGCGACAUUUUGAUAGUGGAUGAUAACGUUUUUAAUCUUGUAACUCUGGAAGCCAUACUUGAGCUUUAAUUCAAACUGAAAGUCGAUAAGGCUAGUAAUGGCAUUGAAGCUGUUCAAAAAGUCAAGUAGAGGUUAGCCAUGAGAAAUAAUCUAAUAUAGUGCUGUUAAAGGCAAAAGUGUUUAAGGUAUAAAUUGAUAUUUAUGGAUUGCAAUAUGCCGCUAAUGGAUGGAUUUUAAGCCACUUAAUAAAUUAGGUUGUUAGAGAGUGAAUACGAUUAAAAUCUUAGAAGUUACAUAGCAGCAUUAACUGCAUACUCAACUGAAGGCUUUUAAAAGAAAUGCUUUGCCGCUAGCAUGGAUUGCUAUAUAACAAAGCCGGUUAGUGUUGAAUAGCUAAGCAUCAUAUUGAAGGAAAUAUUAGGAUUAUGA